Exaiptasia diaphana is the source of this 1625-nucleotide messenger RNA. Its product is annotated as potassium voltage-gated channel protein Shal. Gene Ontology annotation, molecular function: protein binding; voltage-gated potassium channel activity. The coding region runs from base 156 to 1505 and encodes 449 amino acids. The record is from RefSeq and is a predicted model, not a curated record. Gene Ontology annotation, cellular component: membrane; voltage-gated potassium channel complex. The transcript has 5 exons. Lineage: Eukaryota; Metazoa; Cnidaria; Anthozoa; Actiniaria; Aiptasiidae. Gene Ontology annotation, biological process: potassium ion transmembrane transport; protein homooligomerization.
ACAAUUAUAGUUCCAUAGUUUCGAUAGUACAGAGUUUCUGGCAAACACGUUUGUGGUGAACUAUAUAACAAGCACUCGUCAACUAUAUUUUUAAUUCAUUAGACCUUUCUAACCCUGAUGUGGCGUCCCGCUAAGACUGCAGAGGAAACAGCAAAAUGAAAGGCAGAAAGAGGGAUUUCAGCGUCGAGUUAAAAUCCAGGAUAGAUUCACAAGACAGCAAAAUCUUCAAUCCUACGUCACGGAAACGAGUUCUAAUCAAAGUUGGGGGACGAAUAUUUGAGACGUGGGAUGAAAACCUGAGAAAUCAUCCGUCGACACUUUUGGGCAGCGACGAAAAGGAAUUGUAUUUUAACCCACAGACAAAGAUGUACACAUUCGACCGCGAUCCACAAAUGUUUCGACACAUCUUAAACUAUUACAGGAUUGGUAGACUUCAUUAUUCCAUAGACUACUGUGCGGACGAGUUUCGCGACGAACUGUCAUUUUUCAGGAUAUCAAUUAAUGCAGUGGACAAUUGUUGCUGGGAUGAUUACCGUCAGCCUAAAAGUAUUAACAUAAAUAAAGUCUUUAAUAUGGAAGAUUCCGGGGAUGAAGUGGACCCGGCGAAGGAAACCAUACUGGUCAAAAUAUGGAACAUAUUCGAUAACCCAGAGAAAUCGGUAUUUGGUGGAGUGUGGUACUAUAUAUCAGGGUUAAUGAUCGCAUUGAGUAUUGCUUGUACCGUGGUAGAAACUGUACCUCCACCCUGUGAAGAUAAAUUGAUUUGUAGCAUAGAACACGCUAAAUUAUGUAAUAAACCAUUCAACGAAUCAUCUUUUGGAACAACUAUUGACUCAGCCAUUAACAGCAAGGCCUGUUAUGAACUACGAGACUACCUGACAUCAAAAGAAAACGUAUUUUUUAUUCUGGAAAGUAUUUGCGUUGGUGUCUUUACGUUUGAAUACCUGGCUAGAUUCAUAUCAGCUCCUGACCGAUGGGAGUUUGUCAAGUGUUUUAUGAGUAUGGUAGAUUUAAUAUCCAUUCUUCCUUACUAUUUGGGUAUUAUACUAGAUAUAUUUCAACUUAGUAUUGACAGUCUUGGAGCUUUGGUGCUACUGCGAGUGCUCCGUGUAUUCCGCGUUCUCAAGUUCACACGCCAUAGUAGCAGGCUACGUAGCCUUUUGUUUGCUAUUCGUCGCUCGGCAUCAGAGCUCGGCUUCAUUGUCUUUAGUUUAUCUCUUGGCGUCAUUUUGAUUUCAAGUUUGUUGUAUUACGUGGAGAAGGACGGUCCAGCGGCUGACUUUUUUAACAGCAUCCCAGCAGCCAUGUGGUACUCAGUGAUUACUAUGACAACCACAGGGUAUGGAGACUGUGUUCCCAGUACAUCGUUUGGUAAAAUCGUUGGUAGUGUUGGUUGUAUAGUGGGGGUACUCAUGAUUGCACUACCUGUGCCCAUCAUACAGAAAAAGGCAAAUCUCCAAAUGGGUUUACUAGAUGAAGUCGACGAAGCAUUUUCUAAAGAAUAAUUGCUGCGAUCAGUGUGUAACUAUUAUGUGAACACAUAUCACUAGAUGACAUAUGGCUUAAUUGUAAUUAUAGGCUUGGAUUAUAUUGGUUAUUUAAAGUCUGUAUCAACCUCGAGGGGG